CCCCUCCCCUUUAAAACAAGGCAACCUCAUCCUUGAUCCCCUUCGUGGAGAGAGACACAGAGACAGACGGAUCCUUCGUCGCCCACCUUGCAGGGAGGUGUCGCUGGUCCUGGCAAUGGAGGAAAAGCGGAAGAAGCGAAGCCCCAAGGGCCCCCCUCCAGCUCCGGCCCCGGCCUUGCCCCCCACGGCCCUCCGCCGUCUGCCGGCCCCCUCCAACAAGAGCACCUCCUUCGCCCUGGGAAAACCCCACCUGCCCUCCCCGAAGCAGAGGGCCAAGGCCAAGAGGCCGACCAAAGAGAAGGGUCGGGCCCCGCAACCCGGAGGGGCCCCCAGUGUUGGGGCCACGGUGGGGACCCCCCUCCAGCACUCUUUCCUCACCGACGUCUCGGACGUCUACGAAAUGGAAGGCGGCCUCCUCAACCUUCUCAACGACUUCCACUCCGGGAAACUCCAGGCUUUCGGGAAGGAGUGCUCCUUUGAGCAGCUGGAACAUGUGCGGGAGAUGCAGGAGAAACUGGCCCGGCUGCACUUCAGCCUCGACGUUUACGUGGAGGAACUGGCUGAGGAUCAGAAGAAGACUGCGGCUGACCGGAACCUGGACCAGCUGCUGACCAAUCUGGAGGAACUCAGUAAUUCCAUACAGAAGCUCCACUUGGCAGAAAACCCCGACUUGGAAGAUGCAGCUGCUGUCUAGAAAAAGAGAUCCGCCAGAUCCUCCUUUCUCCCUUUUUUCCAUCUCAAAAUGGAAAGGGGCCUAGCAAAAGGCUCCCACACCAUUUGGGAGGCCAGGCUUUGCAAAGCACGGCUUUGGCAUUCAAAAGGACCCAUGGCGAGGACAAUCUGGGGAAAAAGCUAACUCUGGGGCCAAGUAAAUGGGGAGAGAUCGGAAAUCAAUGAAUCUGGAAGAGACAAUUACCUGGAAAUAUAGGACAAAAAUGGUCUGGCCUGGACCAUGCCGGAUUGCUUUGAGAUCAUGUGCCAAAAAGAAAGUUCUCUGUUACACAAUGCAGAUAGAGCAGUUUCUGUUGAUCCUUGGGAUAUGUAGUUUGCAAGGAUCAGGGAGGAAUCUCUGUUAGAGAGUUCAAAAUGUUCAAUCUUUGGCCUUCCAGACUUUGGCUGGAUCUACUCUUUCACUGCCCUACAGAUAUGCACAAUGCAGACAGAGCAGUUUAUGUGAAACCUUGGGAUUUGUAGUCCGUCAAGAGCCAGGGAGGAAUCUAUUGGAGAAUUUUAAUACAUAGGUUUUCAAUCAUUGGUCUUCUGGUGGGAUCUACCACUUGAACUGCCAUGGCUCCAUGCGAUGGAAUGAAGGGAUUUGUAGUUUCACUCGAUCUUUUGCCUUGUCCGUCCAAGAAUGCCGAUGCCUUACCAAACUACAACUCCCAGGAUUCCAUAGCACUGAGUCAUGGCAGCUCAAGUGGGGUCCAAGUGUAUAGAUGCACCUCAAAAACGCUGCCAUUGAGUAAGCAUCCCUUAGCAGAACUACAAAUCCCAGGAUUCAAUGAAAUGAAGUGCAAUUGAACUGCUGUAAUCUGUGCAGUGUAGAAAUAUAUUCUGAGUAAAAUGUAUUCUUUGGAAUCUGGCUUCCCUUUGACUGUCUCUGCAGCUGCUCAUUUUCUUCCGAACCUGCUUUGCUUUGUGUUUGUGUGUGUGUGUGUGUGUGUGUGUGUGCAAAAAAUGGCAAAACAUUAAUUGAAUGGCUGGCCUUUCCCUGCCUGACGAGAGUAUUUCCAAUCUCCAAAUUUAAUCUCCAAAUAUCCAGUAAUAUCAAUAGAACAAGAUGUGACCCCAAUAUUCCCAUAUUUUGGGGCAUGGGCUCUCCCUAAAGACAGAAAUGUGCCUGUCAUUUGAAUGAUUAACGUGGGAAAUGUAUUAUUACUCUUCCAUAAAAAUGUAGUCAAUUUUAAACUGUGGAUUUUAGACAUUCAUUUAAUUUGUCUGCAUGAUUGUAAUGUAUUGGUUUUUUGUCCUAUAUCUUUAUAUAUAUUUUAAUGGUCUUAUGCUUUAUACGUGUAUUUUCACUGGGUCAUAUCCCGCUUCAAGAAGAGGCCGGUAACAAAUAAAUAUAAUUAUUGUCA
Messenger RNA from Anolis sagrei ordinatus, 2078 nucleotides. It is a transcript of the gene CCDC28B, whose product is annotated as coiled-coil domain containing 28B. Gene Ontology annotation, cellular component: centrosome. The record is from RefSeq and is a predicted model, not a curated record. Lineage: Eukaryota; Metazoa; Chordata; Lepidosauria; Squamata; Anolidae.